AUGGGUUCAUGUUUGUCGCGCAAGUCCAAAAAAAAUCAAGAGGAUGACGUGGGAGAGAUCAGAGAAGAUGACUUAAGGGGAAUCUUCCGAGAGUUCGAUUUGAAUGGAGACGGAUAUAUCCAGAAGAACGAGCUCAAGGCCGUAAUGACCAAGAUGGGACAGAGUCCCACUGAGGAAGAACUGAAUGCGAUGUUCAACACGGCUGACAAGGACAACGAUGGAAAUAUCGACUUUAAUGAAUUCCUCACAAUCGCCCGUGCUAAUCCGCUUUCGCUUUCCCUUCGAGCUGUUUUCGAAGAACUUGACGUGGAUGGAGACGGACACAUCACAAGGUACGAACUUUCCAAAACAGCCAUAGUAAUAUAAAAUUAUUGUAAUUACUCGGUUUAGGUCCGAAUUGAGAACGGCAUUCCAACGAAUGGGCCACAAUCUUACAGACCAAGAGAUCAAGGCCAUAUACAAACACGUAGACAUAAAUCACGAUGGAAAAAUAAACUUCCAAGGUAGGCACUAGCCCUCUUACAGUUAAAAGAGACCACCAGUUUCUGGACCGUCGUGUGUCGUGGCCAGAAACAGCGAUUUCUUGUCUGUUAGGCCUCUAGACAAGAAAUGCGCAAUUCUUGUCUCAAAUUGCGUAACAUUACGUAAAUUUCAGCUCCCUACCUGUGGAGAUUUUUUUCUGCAAGAAUUGCACAUUUCUUGUCUAGAGGCCUAACAGACAAGAAAUCGCGGUUUCUGGCCACGACACCCGAUUUUAUGCGUAUGUCACCAUCCUUACAUUAUGAAUCAGAGAAAUUUUGCGAAUUUUUUGAUAUAUGUCUCGACCUGUAACUUUCAGAAAUAUGACAGAAACUUUUUGCGAAUACCUUUGUGCUCUUUGCAGCUAUCCAAGAAGUUUAAAUUGAUUUCAAAAUUCGACGAUGGGCGAUUUUAGAAUAAAAAACAAUUUUUUCUUGCGUCGGCGGAGACAUUUGACGUCUUUUUUGAAAAUUACAUCGUUACAAAGCCCAGACAGCUUAACUACAGAUAAAGUUAGGGUUGUUGCAUCUGCUACGAUGUAAUCUGUUAGUCCCAGUAGAUUUGCUUUUUUCACACAUUGGCGAAGGCUCGGCGGAGACUUUUUUACCGACGGAGGCCGUUUCGGAGGGCGGAGCUUUUGCGAGUCGGAUGAAAAAAAUUUCUUUCGUCUGAUAAACUUCUUUGGUUUAUUUUGCACUGAUUACUCUUCCGGAGCAUGGGAAGCCAAUCAGACUUAAAAAAUCUGUCCUCUUUGAUAAAACAUUGAGUUUAGAACUUCUUUUGUCUCAUUCCACUUUUUGAUACUUCUCAAAAUUUUAAAAAUCCCUCCGCCGAAUCAUCCAUCAGUCCUUAAACAAAAUAAAAGAAAAAUUAGGACAAGAUAAAUGAGACUUUGAAGUGGUUAGCCAAAAGUUUCUCUACUUUUUUCCAAUCCGAUUCUCAAAAGCCAAGCCCUCAAGACGGUCUCCUCCGAGCCUUCGCCAAUGUGUGAAACAUCCGGAAAUCUACCGAGGCUAACGGAUUACAUCGUACUAGUCGAGGCAAAAAGUGCUGAUAAUUUUACACCAUGUGGAUUUGAACGUUUUGGGUCGUCGCUGCGAAAAUCGCGAAAAAAGGUGUUUUUCACGGUGCGUUUGGCCCAAAAACAUCUUUUGCACAGUGCAUUUUUGUUUCUCUUUGCUUUAUCAGUCUGUCGGGAAAAUAACGGCGGAUCGUCGCGCCUUGGAAUCGCCCAUCAUCGCUCUGCGACUGAAAGCCGCGGCUGGGGAUUUGGUGCGCGAUAGCGGCGAGGCGAGACGUUUUGCUGCGACAAUCCGCCGUUAUUUUCCCGACAGACUGAUACGUCGCGCGCGAUUCCCAUUUUUCGCAGCGAUAAAUCAUUUUUUUCAGAGUGCCACAAAAACCGCACGGUGCAAAAUUAUCAGGACUUUUUGUCUCGAUAAGUAGUUAAGCCGACGCAAAAAUUUUUUUUGCAUAUUCUAUAAUCGCCCAUCGUCGAAACUUCAAUUCAAAAAAAACUUCUUGGCGUGCCGCAACACGAUGAUCCAGAUUCUGGAGAAGUCUCUUUUUGAAACCUACCCUCUGCUUCGUUUUUUCUCGCAAAGUGUGUUUCAAUUAACAUAUCUUAUAGAAUUUUGCCAUAUGAUGACACGAAGGAAGUGA
This is a messenger RNA of Bursaphelenchus xylophilus (pine wood nematode), 2181 nucleotides long. The record is from the annotation of a GenBank genome assembly. Lineage: Eukaryota; Metazoa; Nematoda; Chromadorea; Rhabditida; Aphelenchoididae.